CACCACUUAGUAGGCCACGCGUAUCGCCUGAUUAAAAAGAGAAUGUAUAAAAUAGAAGUCUAGCAGGGAAUUAACCCACUGGUUGCUAGAGAAGGUUGUAACGCAAGUAUGCGAUGUUACAGCCAUCUCAGGCAGCCAAAGGUUAAAUAAACUCAUAGCGUUGUAAAACAGGUAUGUCCUCCCUCACCUGCUCUAGGGUGUGGUAAAGAUGAGGAAGCAGGAAUGACACCCAAAUACUUCUCUGCACAUUGUCAGCAGAAUAGCUAGAGAAAGGCUGGUGCUGGUGAUUACUCUACAAUGAAUAAUCCAAUACCAUCGAACUUGAAGUCUGAAGCCAAAAAAGCAGCAAAAAUAUUAAAAGAAUUUACAGAAAUUACUUCGAGAACAGGACCAGAUAAAAUAAUCCCACCCCAUAUUAUAGCUCAAGCUCAAGGUCUUGCAAUUUUGUCUGUUAUAAAAGCUGGAUUUUUGGUGACUGCACGUGGUGGAAGUGGAAUAGUACUAGCUCGCCUUCCAGGUGGAAGUUGGUCUGCACCUUCAGCCAUUGGUGUAGCAGGACUUGGAGGCGGUUUUGAGAUAGGAAUUGAAGUGUCUGAUUUAGUUAUUAUACUAAACCAUAAAAGGGCCGUUAAAGCUUUUGCAAAAGGGGGCAAUCUGACGCUUGGAGGAAAUUUUACUGUGGCUAUGGGCCCUCUGGGGAGAAAUUUAGAAGGGGAUCUUGCAAUAAGAAGUUCUGCAGCUGUAUACACAUAUUGCAAAUCACGUGGACUGUUUCUAGGAAUAUCUUUAGAAGGAUCUGCUUUAAUUGAACGAAAAGACACUAAUCGGAAAUUUUAUUGUCAAGAGGACAUUCGUGCAUAUGAUAUUUUAUUUGGGGAUGUGCCGUGCCCUGAACAAGCAAAUGAACUGUAUGAAAUUCUUGAGUCUUUCACUGAAACAUAUGAAUAUGAAGAACAGAAUCGUAACAUGAGAAAAGCGGCCAGAGAACAAAGAGAACAAAGACGGGUCAGACAGAGUACUUCAAGGCCCAGACCACAGUCUUUUCCAGCCGCAAAUGGAAAUGAAGGAAGUUCAAGAAGUGAAAGGAUGACUGCAACAGCAUUAUAUCCAUUUGAAGGACAACAUCCAGGUGACCUGAAGUUCCAAGCUGGGGACAAAAUUACUGUUAUAACAAAUACAGAUUUACAGUUUGACUGGUGGGAAGGAAAAUUAAAAGGAAAAACUGGUAUUUUUCCAGCCAAUUAUGUCCAGUUGAACUAAUUGUAAAAACAUUGUGUUUCUCAUUUUCAUUGUUGUGAGUACACUGGAUUUGUAAAAACAAAAAGUUAUACAUCUGUUAUGUAGGAUUAUGUAGGAUUCUUAGAAUAAUUAAAUUAAUUAAAUGUUGUACCUUUUUAA
Molecule: messenger RNA, 1398 nt
Organism: Bombina bombina (fire-bellied toad)
Lineage: Eukaryota; Metazoa; Chordata; Amphibia; Anura; Bombinatoridae
Gene: SH3YL1
Product: SH3 and SYLF domain containing 1
Exons: 9
Coding region: 298-1260 (320 amino acids)
Cellular component (GO): ruffle membrane
Molecular function (GO): protein binding; phosphatidylinositol binding
Source: RefSeq, a predicted model, not a curated record